Messenger RNA from Cinara cedri, 2809 nucleotides. Lineage: Eukaryota; Metazoa; Arthropoda; Insecta; Hemiptera; Aphididae. The record is from the annotation of a GenBank genome assembly.
UACAUUUUUUUUAUUAUACUCCACAUCAACUCUCAUUGAAUUAUUAAAUAUUUAAUUGCCAUCAUUUGCUGUAUUGCGAUAAUAACUAAUAACGUAAUAACUGCGAUUAUGCGAACCAUUGCCAUACGAUGACGUACUGAACCGACAGCACAAUACAUUAUACUUCAGUUCUUCGGUGAUGAACAAUUCUACUGUACAUGAAAAACAUACAAUGUCCAAGUUUUUGAAACUAGCUCACAAAUUUAAUAGUUUUUAUUUGAAUGGUACGUACGAUAUUCUCGUUGAUCCAUCAUAUAGUUUAAAUUAAUUUUUUGAACAUUUUAUUAUACCAAGUGAUAUCCUAUUUGUACCUACCUACUAACGGUAACAUAUUAUUCUUUGUAAAUAUUUAGGCUUUCAGAAAAAAGAAUGUCGUGCAUUCAUUGUGGAUGGUAUUCAAGUUGGUUUAGUCCGAGCUACCGUCACAAUAGAAUUAAGCCGUUAUCCAAAUGUAUUUAUCAUCAACCCCAAUAGUGUCACAUUGAACCCAGCAUUCAGGGAUUACGAUGAACGUUCUGCAAAUAUAGAGUCUGUACUUAAAGAUAUGAAAGACAAAAAGUUGUUUAUAACGCUGAAAGGGUGGAGGGAUGAGGUAUUAACACAAGCUUUUAUGCUUAUAACAAUAAUUUUUAUUUAAUUAUAAAUAUAUUACUAACCUGGUUGUAAAUAUAUUAGGUAAUUGUUUUUAUAUAUUAUUUUCUAUUAAGAAAACAUUAUUACCAAACUACUUUUUUCAAUAAAAAUUUAAUAAUAUUAAUUAUUAAAUAUGUUUUUUGUAAUUUAGUGUUAUGAAGUGAGGACGAUGUUUGCUGACCAACCUUUGUUAAAAAUGGAUCGGUCUGCUACAUGUAAAUGUUCCUAAGACAUUAGUUUUAACCAAAUUAUUUUAUUGGUCUUUUCAUUUGUAGGUUUGUUUGGUAUUUGUAAUUAUGGUGUAGACAUAAACGGUUAUGUAAACCAUCCACAAAAAGGAUUAUGCAUUUGGCUUCAACAAAGAUCAUUCACUAAACAAACAUGGCCUGGCAAGUGGGAUAACAUGGUUGCCGGAGGCUUAUCAGUAGGAUAUAAUAUUAUAGAAACUGCUCAUAAAGAAGGUGAAGAAGAGGCAUCAUUAACUGCUGAUCUUAUGAAGAAUUUGCAUUCAGCAGGCACUGUAUCGUAAGUAUUUUUUAAUUUUUUUUUUGUAUUUGUAAAUACAUUUUUUUGUAUUUAUUUUUCAGUUUUUUUUAUGAAAGUGAACGAGGAUUAUUUCCAGAUACAGAGUUUGUAUUUGACUUAGAAUUACCACCAGAAUUUGUCCCUUGUAAUCAAGAUAAUGAAGUAGAAAAAUUUGAACUAUUGACUGCAUGUGUUAGUAUUUAUAUUAUUAUUUUAUUAUUUAUUAAUUUACUUACAUAAAAACUAAUUAUUUAGGAAACAAUAAACAGAAUACUGUCACCCGAUUUCAAGACUACUAGUUGCCCUGUGAUCAUUGAUUUUUUGAUUAGACAUGGUGUUAUUAAUCCGGAAAAUGGUGAGUAAAUAUUAGCCUGAUAUCUUGAAGUUUAUUAGUAUUAUUUAAAACUUUGAAAAAUCAAUUUUUUAUUUUUGUCAAAAGACUAUUAAUAAUCAUAUUAACUAAUUUAGGUAUAUUGAUACAUUAAACAUAAAUAUUUUUUUUUGAAACCAUUUUUGUAUUCAAAUUUACAUUUUUUUAGAGCCACGUUUUCCAGAAUUGGUUGAAUUAUUACAUGUACCGCUCCAGUCUCUUUACACAAAGUAUGACAAUGUACGGACAGAAAAUGGCCUUUCAAAAGGCGAGUAAAUUGUUGUGUAAAUCUAUUUUAAGUCUUCUUUCAUCUUAUCUUUCCAUAUUACAAUAUUACUUAUCAUUCUUCAUUUUACUUUGAUUCUUUAUUAUUUAUUUUGCCAAAUAUUCACUAAAACCCAUUAUGUUCCUUCCAUUAUUAUUGUGAUACAUAAAUUAAAUGCGUACUUCGCGCUCUAAGGUGUUAUUAUUAUUUUAUUUUAAUUCUUUACAUAUUAAAACGUUUAACUAAUAACGCUAUUUUUAAAUUAACCUUUAUGUAUUUGGAAAAGCAGACUAUGUAUUUAUAUUUAAAUGUUUCUUUUUUCAACUAUUCUAUAGCAUUUUGUUAUAUAUAAUAGACAAUAUUUUUAAAUAGACAUAAUAAUUGUUCACAAUCAUUGUAUUUUGUAAGCUUUGUGGUUUGGCUAGUAUAUUUUUAAAUAAUAACACUUAAAACCAUUAUAAACAUCAUAUAAGUAAGUGUAGUGUUAUAUUGAAGUGAUAAUAAAAUUAUAUUUAUUGUCUUAAUAAUUAUAUUUAUUUGUAAUUAAUAAUUAUUAUUGUACUGUUUUUAUAUUAUUUUUAUCAUGAAUAUUUUUGUUUUCGAUGUUCAUAUUACUUAUUUUGUAGUUGUUGUUAAUAAUAAAAUAUUAACCUCAAUGAUGGUGACGUUGGAGAUAUUAGAGGUUUUAUUUAACUUUUUUAGCUGUGAAUUUGCGAUUUGUGUAUCCUCAUAAAUAGUAUAGGUACCUAUGCAUAUGAUUACAUAAAAAACAAUUUUUUUUAUGUUAACUUAUGCUUCAUGAAUUUCCUCUAAUUAUUGUACUAUUUAUUGUGACAUACCAGGAUUCUACCUCCUGCUCGCUACCACUCUUAAUAUAAUAUAUGGAAGAGAUAAAUAUCAAAUCUUUUUUUAUUUAAUUGUAAUAACAGCUAUAUCAAUUUUUUGAAAAAGUACCACGUACUUAUACCAAUUUCUAC